AUGUCUGAUCCGCUUUCUCUCACAGCGAGUGUCGUUGGCAUUGUAGGUGCACUACUACACGGCUCUAAGCGACUUUACGAAUUUAUCGAUAGCCUUCAAGAUGCACCAAAAGACAUCGCCGCUAUAUCGACCGAUUUGAGGGCCUUGUAUGAGAUCCUUGCCCAUAUCACGAAUGUCCAGGAUAGGUUAUCCAGUCACCUCGCCCUCUGUGCCAGCUUAAAAGCACCUUUGGAGAAUUGCUUGAACCUAUUCGACGAGUUCACGGCCUUGCUACAAGGUUUCACUCAGACCUCAAGAGAUGGGACCAUCCAAAUUCGAAUUUGGAAGCAAAUGGCCUGGGCGUUGAAAGACAAGGAGAUCCAGCUUUUUCGGGAUACGGUUACGACAUAUAAAGUAUCGUUGGAUAUGGCGCUGAGUGCCAUGACCUUUUCCACCAUUGCGUCAUUGAAUGAACGUAGCAAAAGCAUCGAAACAGACUUUAAAGAGGAGUUCAAAGACAUAAAAUCUAGGUUGCAGGCUUUGGAUAAUGAUCGUAUCGAGUUGGCUAGUGUGGCAGGGUGCAAAGGCUCCGAAUGGUAUGGGACAGAAGUCGAUUUUGCAAUGAAACGUUUCCUCGAGUAUACCGAGUCACUCUGUGACUCACCUCCAGCAUCAUUUCCUGGAUCACCAGUUCAACGUUCGUCCGAAGACUGCGAUGAGCUUGAUACACAACAAGCGUUACCAGAUACAUCAGUAUCACGCCAAGUCAACGACAACAACAGCACAGUACCAAUCACUGGAAAGAAAAAUAUGGGAUUGUUUAGUGAAACAAACCCUCCCGCGCUUGGUAUCUAUUCAUUCAACCCUGAUUUACUAACGGUUGAAGGAAGGAUGCCAAAGUGGAUGGAAGAUUUGAUAUCGGGACCGAAAGAUACAUUCAUUGAUUCAGAGUCUGAGAGUCCUUCCAACACCGAAGCUCGUCUGACGACACCAGGUGCAACCAUAAAUCGAGGCAGUAGGGGAGAUCAAUCAUCAACGCACAAUGCUUCUUAUCCCCAAUUCUCCCGCGAGGUCAUGAAUCACAAUGAAAAGGCCCAAAUACCUACAGCCUAUGACGAUUUGACGACACUCGGAUUGAAAGAGAUUCAUAGCACAAGCGGAUUAGACGCCGCCAGAGUGCUCUGGCUGGUUGCUACUCGGAAAGAUCCCCAGUUCAAAAUCGGCCAUGUCGAUAUGUCAUGUUCCUUUGUCGUCUGCGACAUCACUCUUGAAGACUGCCCCAUAGUAUUCGUCUCUGAUAGCUUUCAAACUCUCACGGGAUAUAGUCGACGUGAAGCUCUUGGUAGGAACUGUCGGUUCCUACAAUCGCCAGAGGGGGAAGUCUAUAGAGGCUACCCUAGGCACUUUACAGACGGCGUAGCUGUGUACAGUCUUAAGAAAAAUGUACACAAGAGGCGAGAAACCCAAAUAAGCAUUGUAAACUAUCGUAACGGAGGUCAGCCAUUCUUGAAUCACCUUAGUAUUAUCCCCAUACCCUGGGAUACGGACGAGAUUCGGUAUUACGUUGGCUUUCAGACAGACCUGGUCAAAAUAGUUCCCAGAGGCCUAUGGACAUAA
Messenger RNA from Fusarium mangiferae, 1596 nucleotides. RefSeq lists its product as uncharacterized. Lineage: Eukaryota; Fungi; Ascomycota; Sordariomycetes; Hypocreales; Nectriaceae. The record is from RefSeq and is a predicted model, not a curated record. The coding region runs from base 1 to 1596 and encodes 531 amino acids. The transcript is spliced from 2 exons. Gene Ontology annotation, cellular component: nucleus.